UCAAUUUAAUUGGAUACUAGACUUUAAAAAGGUACAAUAACAAGGUGAUUUGUUUAAGUAAUAAUAUGUUUUUGUUAUCAAGACAUUUAAUGUCACACAUGAUAAAGGACAAAUAUUCUGGCCUACAUAGGUCAGUGAAAUUGUCAAAAUUUAAUACAACUUUCAAGCCAGUAAAGGAGCAGAAGUUGAACAUUUCAAACAGAUCAAAAUUUGUGGUAAGUUUAUUUUGUUUUGAAAUAACUCUUAGAAAUUAUUUUUCAAAUAAUUUAGGCUGCAUUUUGCAAUUGGCGGCAACACUUUUUAUGUGUAGCAUGUUAUCCUCCGCUCUUAGCAAUAGGCACCUUUGCUGGUUAUGCCAUGUAAGGAGAAUAGAGAAAGGCUCUAUUCCAAAGGAUCUGCUUUAUGGAGAGUUGCUACAGCUGGAAAGACUUAUUUAAUGGCCAUUGCUGCAAUUUAAGGACCUUUGUAAAAGGAACAUAAAGGAAGUCAACAUUGAAAUCAACAGAUUGGACAUCAUCACUGAACACCAUUGCAGCUGGUGAACAGCAGUAUACGAAGGAGUCAACCAGGCAGAAGAUGCAUGAAACAAAGCCCUUGAAACAAAAAGAGCAGUCAAAAGGCCAAAUUUAACCAGGAGCCAAGGUUCUCCUGCCAAAAGUGCAGCCAAGACUGCCAUUCCAGGAUCAGCCUCAUAAGCCAUUUGAGGUCGUCCUUAUGGUCUUACGAUUAAAUCUAAAUUAUUUUAAUGACUAAAAAUAUUCCAAACAAUAUCAUAUGUUUACUCAGAAUGACCUAGUGUGACCGUAUACUACUAAAGUUGAAUCAAUUUAAAGAUGCUCGGAGUCUUAAAAACAAUGAUGCAGAUUUUCUAUUAUCAAUAUUUUACAAAAUUCGAAGCAAUUUAAAAAUGAUAAAAUGUAUCUGCUUUUAUGCAAGUGUAAGUCUAAUCUUUUAUAUGUAAGUAUUUUUAUUUUAAAUUAUAAAUACAUUUAAUAUAAUUGUUAUAGAGAGCUUGUUUACAUCAUAUUUCUCGUGCGUGCCCUCUGAUUGACCCCGCAUGAGACGCUGUGUUCACAAAGGGGUGUGGCUUAGGCCUUUGAAGUAUCUUGUUUACAAUCUGCUUCCAAUUACGCCUUGGGUAUAAUGUCAUCGGGUAAUUUCUGGAAUAUACUCCUUAACCCGAGAUAUGUAAACAACACGUCAUAAGCCCUUCUGGAAGUUUCUUACUCUACAUAUAUAUAAGGGAUUGACAGGCACGACGAGAGAGAGACUGAGAUUUUCUUAUAGAUUCUCUUAACAUUACGAGGCGUGUUUUAUUCUUUGUGUAUUUGUGUGCUCCUACUUAUAUGUGUUUAUUUCGCAUUAUUUAUUGGCAUCAUUAUUUCUAAUUGUAUUAACUGUGUACCGGUACGACAUCUGCCAUACUGUAAGUUGAAGAUUGUAAUUUUAUUUUAUUUUAUUUUGUAAUUAUCUUAAGACAUAAUAAAUCUUAAUUAAUUGUAACUAGAAACUGUUUUGGGUCGUAUCCUUAAUAUUGUUGAUUAUAUGGUAUCAUCCUUUGUUAGGCACUGUUUACAACGAGCCAAUUAAAAUUAAAAUAGGAGAUUAAUUUCUCCCAAUACAAGUCAGUGCGUAACAAUAAUAAUUGAAGAAUUGUUUUAUCUGAAUGUGAGAGUAAGUUAAUUUAUCAUAUAGAAAUGAGAUUAGGCAUUCUUUACACUUUUUUUUAAUUGCAGUGCAGUGUAACUUUAGUCUUCAGUUAAAUCAUGAAUACCAGAAAAUGUCAGAAAUAAUAAUGUUUUUUACUCUAUUUUUGUAAGAAAUAAAUAUAAUUUUUUGCUUUUUAAAUUGUUCACUAAUGUUUUAAAACACCACCAAACUAAAGCUUUGUAUCUUUAACAUUUAAUAAGUUUUAUUUAUAUUUCACACAAAAAAUUUGCAUUCAUUGCAUCUAUAAAGGGAAAAAAAUAGGAACUUGACAUUUAAAUUAUGUUUAAAAGCCAUAAAAAAUGAAAAUCCUACGAAGUUGCAAUUAUUUCAUUUUAAAGUUAAUAUCUCCAUUCCCAAUUAAGUUAUAGAUUUGAACUGUGUUAUAGAUUUUAAUGCAAAUAUAUUUUUUAAAUUUACACAAAUUUAUGUUGAACUAUUUUUUAAAGAAAAAGAUCACGCUGUGUGAUAAAGGGGAGUGCGAGUGGGGCGUUAAAAUAUUAGUAUAGUUCAGCGGUGCGCAGAGGCGAGGAAAAUUGGGAAGAGGUUAAUUUCAAUUAUACUAUCACCAAGACCAAAAUGUUACAGAUUUGAACUUUCGUAAUUUCGAUUUAAUUUUAAAAAUAAAUAACCAUAAUCUUUAGAUCUAAAUAUACAGAAUUAGCUGUUGGGCAUAUUGUUUUUUUGUUACAGAAAAUUCAGUUCAAUGCAUGGUAAAAGGGGUGGGGGUGGGACAUAACAAUAUUUAUAUAGUUCAUUAGCGUGCAAAAUGUGUGGGAUGGUGUACAUAGUGGGUUAUCAUCCCCGUGUUUCUUUUAUUAAUGUUAUUAAAAAAAUUCUAAAAUAUUUGUGCAGGGAAGGGGAGGCUGCAAAUUUUUAAAAUUUUGCCCCAGGCAUCACAAGCAGCGAUUUGUAAAUUUAUUUUGCCCCAUGCAGCACAAAGCAUGUCUCAGAAUGAGUGGGUGCGUUUGAUAAAUAAUUUAUCAUUUAAACUUCUAAGGAAAAAAAAAUUCAGGGGAGGAAAUAGUGUAUGUAUGUUAAUAUUACAUAUAUUUAAACUGGUAAAUUUUUUUUUUAAAUUGAAGGACAUAAAUGUUCUUACAGUUUUUUUGUUUUUUUUAUUAAAUAUUAAAAUAUUAUCAUAUUAUAUAAUUAAUAUAUAAUAUUUAAAUCAUAAUAUUAAUAUUAAUGUAUAGUACAAAUUUAGUGAAAAUACAACUAAAAACACAAUCGUUUUACCUAUGUAUAAAUUUAAUAUUUAAAUAUAGAGCUUUUUUUUUUCAUAACUCAAAAAUGCAGUUUAGAUGCAUGAGCAAAGAUAAAUGAAGAUUUUAUUUAAAAAUAAGAAAAUAUUACUUUUUUUACUUUGUACAAAAUUCAGUCAUGGAACAUGUUUAUAGAUUUUCAUGAGACUAAUAAUAUUUCUAGAAAAAACUCUAGGAUCAAGGUGAAAAUCUGUGUUCAUUUUUAAUUAAGAUACUAAUAUUUCAUAAUCUGUUAUUGGGACGGAUAUUUAAAAUAUUACAUAGAUUUUUUUUUCAUUAAUUGUUUUUACAGUUUUUAGAAAUUUUGUUAUCUUUAUGUUUCAGUGUUGUUCAGGGGCAUGCAAAAGGUUUGGGGAGGCCUUUAUUAUGAAGAAGAUACAAAAUUAUCAAAAGCAAAUGAUUUGAGAAAUGUAAACAUAAAUAGAUAUAUACUUCUUUUAAAAUGAGGAAAGUCUGAUUUACUAUUUCCUAAUUAUACAUGUAAAGUAUGUGGUAAAUUGUCGUAAUUUUCUUUUCAGCAUGCACUACAUUAAACUCAUUUUAGUUAUAUUCAUAAAAGCUGGAAUUUAAGAUGUUGAUAAUUCGCAACAGCAAUUAGAAAGUUGCACAAUCUGCCUUCUGUUAUUAUCCCAUUACAUCGGGUCAUAUCGUCUAGUAUAUAUGUAUAAUUUAUAUAAUUAUCUAGGCCCAGCUGCCAUAUGAAAGGGGGGGGGGGGCAGGGCAUGGUCUGACCUUGUUCAGAUUUUUUUCUUCUUAAUAUUUAGGGGCGACAUUUUCAACCUGCCGCAGAGUUUGUUUGUGGAAGGGGGCGGAAAAUAUCUUGAGCCACACCUGCUGGCACUUAUUCUUGCUGCACCACUGUAUAAGCCUCAAAGUUUCAUAUAUUUACAUUUGUUGUUUAAUUCUUCAGGUGAUAUAAACUAAUUGUUCUAUCCUGUUAGAAAAUAAAUUGUGCUUGUAAUUUUCUUUUAAAAGUUAAGUGCACACAUUAUUUUGCUGUAUAAGCAUUUAUUAUUGCAGGAUCUUGGCACAUGCCCAUAGACAAGCAGUCACUAUUAUUUAACUACUUGUUCAUUUAAAAGUUGAAUGCUUGCAUCUAUUUUUAGUAAGCUAGUUCCUUUUCAGUUCAGUCCAUUAUCAACUAAUAGUGCUUAUUCAUCUUGAAAUCUUUCUAAAAUUGUCUUUAUGAAGUAUGUGAACUGCAGUUUAACUUAAGAAUUAAAAUAACAAGAGCCUCAUAGUUUGAUGAACUUGAUUUGUUAAUUGUUUAUGUUCUUGUAGAUCUGUCAUCAUUGUAAAUGUUUAACUUUAUACUCAUAUUGAAACUGUCUUUAAGACAGCACAUACGUUUAGAGAAAAACAAUGUUUUUGAAUAUCUCUGGUAAUUUAAAUGUUAUUAUAUAUCUAAGGUAAUAAAAUUUUGUCUAAACAAUUAUCUGGCAUUUCAUGUAAUGGUUGAAUAUCUGGCAGUUCAUAACCAUGUAGUUUCGGCAAUUGAAAAGCGAUAUAUCAUGCUAAUGCUAUAUUGUUGCAAUAUCUAUAAAUUGAUAUGUUAUCACAUGACAAUAUGUUAAUCAAUAUGUUUCUUUUAUGCAUAUUAGGUUUGUGUUGAAGGAAACAUUGGCUGUGGGAAGACAACUCUGCUGAACUACUUUAAAACUCAUUAUAACUUUGAGGUAACCAAUUUUCUUUUAUGAACUUUUAAAAUGCCCAGCAGUUCUUUAAAUGAAAGCUUACUUUUUGACAUUCAUAAUACAUCCCAAUUUAAAAGGUCUUUUAGUGUUUAAGAAAUAAUUAGAAAUAUUUAUAGUUUUAUCACAUAAAAGAGAAAAUAAAAAUACGAGAAAGAGAUUGACAUAGAGAAGAUGAUGUUGAGCUAAUGACAUGUACAUAAGAUGAUGUUGAGCUAAUGACAUGUACAUAAGAUGAUGUUGAGCUAAUGACAUGUACAUAAGAUGAUGUUGAGCUAAUGACAUGUACAUACUGUUGAAGUUAGACAGAUUUUUGCAAGUGUUUUUUUUUAAAAUUGUAUUUAAAGGUGCUGGCAGAGCCUGUAGAAAAAUGGAGAGAUGUUCAAGGAUUAAAUGCUCUUGUAAGUUUAAUUAACUAAACAUAGUUAUGUUCUUAAACAUUUUUGUUCCAUGGACUCCUUUGCAGUCGGGUGAAGACCAAGGACUGGCAAAGGAAAUGCAGCCCGCAGACACCAAGCUCCACCAUGGGCUCAAUCUGUGAACAACAUGUUGAUAUUUUAUACUUAUAGCACACAAUAUAAUGUAGAUCAGGAAGAAAAUAUUUUUUUUUCUUUGCAUAGUAACACACUUACACUGCCCUGUCAAAUAUAAUGUGGUGCACAUUUAAAAGUUUUUUAAAUUUUAUGCACCAUAUGUAAUAUUUCAAUGGGCAGAGCAAAACUUUCAAAUUAAUUAAAAGAUGUAAGUUUAAAAAUUAGUCGGUGGCUAGAUACUUUUUUUUCCCUAUAUUUUGAGGGCCUACGAUCAAUUCAUUGAGCAUUCUGGCUCCUGGUUUAAAUUCAGAGUUUGCCUUCUCUUAGAUGAGUUGCCUUCCAAGGCUGAUGAAUCCCAUCGACCCGGGGUGCUUGAGAUGUUAGCUUUUGGUGGGGAUUGAACUCCAGGCUAGCAGUCUAUUUGAAUUGAGUCAGUUUAGACAGCUCUGACACUUUUAUGUUUUGAAAUAAGUGUAUGUAACAAUAAUAAAAUAGUUAAAACUGUUCAAUGUCAAUUUCAUAAACAGGACCUUAUGUAUAAAGAUCCCCAAAGAUGGGGAAUGACAUUACAGACUUACAUACAGCUUACUAUGCUGCAAGCACAUAUCAAGGCACAGGUUUGGAGUUUGUUUUGUUUUUUUAAACACAUGAAUUGCAUGCUUUAUUGUUGGAGUUAAAUAAUCAUUGUAGCAAUACCCCUCAAUACAGCAAUAUCCCUCAGUACAGCAAUGCCCCACAAUCAUGAAAUGACAUUUGUAACAUAAAUUGAAAUAACUUAGGUUGGGGUUGCUGUAUGCCCCCACCCCUAAAGCUUUAUGAUUUUUACACAUCAUCUCAAACAUCACUACUCUCAUUUUCUAACAAAUUUUAAGCAAUAGAAAAUAAUUGUGUCUCUGUAUUAAAAUAAAAGCACCCUUGAACUUUGUUUCGUUGACAGACAAAUGUAGAGAAUUCAUCGUCUCAAUUCCCAAUCACAUUGAUGGAAAGAUCCAUCUACAGUGCCAAUCACUGCUUUGUUGAUAAUCUUUACCAGAGGUAAAAAAAACAAAAAACAAAAACCAUCAUACAUUAUGUAACCUUAUCAGCCUGUAGAAUUUUGUGAAUUUUUUCAACUGUAACUAAGAGUAAUUGACAUGCGCUCCCUGGAUAUUGGCGCUGUCUUGGAAUUUGAUUAACAUGUAUUGUCAUGAGCCAAAAAAAGAAAAGGCAACACUUCUGGGUUCAAGUGUCAACACAAUCAUAAAUACAUUUUUAUAUAACACGAAACACAAUACAAGCUCUUUUGGCAUUAUAAUAAUGUUGGUAAGCAAGUUAACACAAUUCAUGUUCUUAUAGUAUUGCUGUGUUAAAAUAAAUCAAGACUUAAAGAACACUACAAAUCAAUACACAACCAGUUCUUUCAGUAUUAUUUUCAAAUCUCAUAUCAGACAAUUGAUGUUCUUAUAACAUGACCAUGAAUCUACAGUAUAAUUAAUUAAUUGAAUUGAUGUCAUACUGACAUACAAAGAUCAUUCACAUUGAUGAUCAUAAAAUAAUUCCUGUAUUUACUCCUGUACAGUUUGCUCUAGUGCAAGGGUGGGCAAACUACACCCCGCUGGCCGUAUGUCCGGCAACAGAUAUUAUGCGGCCCUCGGAGGCAUUUAGAAAUUUUAAAAAAUGACUUUGUUUUUAAGUUAUUUUGUUGAUAUUUACAGAAUUUCAUGAACCAUUAUGAUUGUUUUAACAUUUUUUAUCAAAUUUCUUUCAAAUUUUCUAUUUUAUUCAACAGUCCUUGACUUUUGUCAUGUAAUACUAAAAUGAGAAUUUAUCGAUUUUAAUAUAGAGAAAUCUUUAUCGAAAUGUAAAAAUUGGACAUAAUAUACAUAUCCCCCCCCCUCCCCCCCCAAUAGCUUUACAUUUGUCAAUGUGGCCCUCCGCACAAAAAGUUUGCCCACCCCCACCACUGCACUAGUGGAUAAGUCAAGUCACACCCUUAGUUUGGGGUUGUCAAAGGGGGUAAUAGCGGUUGACCCACGGAUAGGUCACACUCUUAGUUUGGGAGGUUGCAUGUCUCUUUUUACUUUAAAUGUAAAUGUUUGUUAGACAUACACCUCUAAACGAUGUUGGGAUAACAACUUGAAAACUCAAAAGCAAUCUCCUUAAACCAGAUGAUCUUAAAUAUAGAACAUUUAGAGAAAAAAAUGAUAUAACAGAUUGCCCUCUGCUUUGAGCAUAAACAAGAGUGCAAGGAGAAAACUAUUCUAUUCUCUGACUUGUAGUAUAAAUGAAUUCUUCGCACUGAAUAACACUAAGCAAAAUUGAUGGGAAGUGUAUAGGUGGCACCCAUGAUUUUUAUCAAAUUUGUUGGUUAAAAAGCUGCAUCCUAGAGACAAGUACAUAUGGUAAAAUAGACGGCAUACAUUGGCAUUGUAUUCCUUUCAGGGGCAUCAUGCCAGAAUUUGAGCACAUCAUUCUGUCCGAGUGGUUCGACUGGAUUGUCAGCACUCAAGGCAUCCAGGUGCCGCUGUUUGGUGAGUUUUACCUAUAAACAUAAUAAUAUGACUAGUUGAUUUUGUAACUGUCACAUCAUAUGAUCAUAAUAAUAUGGCUAGUUGAGUUUGUAACUGUUACAUCUUAUGAUCAUAAUUAAAUGGCUAGUUGAGUUUGUAACUCUCGUAUAGGAAGUGCUGUCAUUUGGAAGUGCUGUCAUUUGGAGGUUCUGUCAGUUGGAGGUGCUAUCUGUUGGAGGUGCUGUCUGUUGGAGGUGCUGUCUGUUGGAGGUGCUGUCUGUUGGAGGUGCUGUCAGUUGGAGGUGCUGUCAGUUGGGGCUGCUUUCUUUUGGGGGUGCUGUCAGUUGGGGGUGAGGUCUGUGGUGCUAGGGAAUGACACAUGAGAAACACUGAAGCCCAUUUUGUUAUUGUCAAACCAUAACUCAUAAACCAUAACGCAUAAACCAUACCUCAUAAACCAUAACUCAUAAACCAUAACUCAUAAACCAUAAGUCAUCCAUAAAGCAACUCCUACCCCAGUCAAAAUUAAUUUUGAAGGGAUUAUAAGCUUGAAGUUUAAGCUUCAUUUUGACCAGUAUGCUCAGAAUACAUACUCAAUGCUUCCAAAUGAUGACAUCAUUUUGUAUGUGUGGGUGUGUGCAAACAACCAGGCAAAACCAGUUACAAAAUCAUGUACGCUCAGGACAGUUUGGAUGUUAGUAUCUGGAAAAUGUAAAAACAGGACAAAUUGUUUUAUUGGGCAUGUUGUGACCCACUCUGUCAUUCUUUCUAGUAUUCAGUGCCACUCUGUCAUUCUUUCUAGUAUUCAGUGCCACUCUGUCAUUGAUGCCAUUAAACACCUGAGCUUAAUUGUUUUUAAAAUUGACUAUUUGAAGAGCUCUUUUCAUCACACUUAUUAUUGAAUACUUUUUUUUAUAUAUUUUAAGAACUAGUGACUGAUCGGAAGUUUUGUCUUUCCAACUUUCAUCUUGUUGUCUCAUCCACAUUGAGGAAUCCUUUAAUUACUUUACCUUUUUUUGUGUUCUGUAGACAUUUUCUAUAAGACAUUCAGACCCUUUGAAAACUGUUUAUGAACAUAAUUUUUCAAAAUUUCAGUCUACAUCAGAACCGACCCCGAAGUAGUUUAUGAAAGAAUUAAAGAGAGAUGCAGAAGUGAAGAGCAGAGCAUCGAAUUGGUAAAAGAGUCUUAAGACUUUCAUUGAUAUUUAAGUUUACUACCCCAAAAAAAAUAAAUAAAUAGAAUUCUUGAUGAAUUUUCACUUAAAAUAAUUAUUCAUUUUAACUUUUAAUGAGUGCGUGGUGAGAAUAAAGUUUUCUCAAAUGGAGUUCAUCAAGAAAAAAUGUUAGAACAUUAGAGCCCACAAAAAAAAAAAGCAAAGAUUGUCUGCAUAUUAACCUUUUUACCACUCAGCAUCACAGAUAGUUUAACUGGUAUGUUUGAGAUGACAGGAUGAUCAAAUGUCUUCAGAUAGAGAUUUACAACACAUGGGCACAAAAACAAGGCUUUUUUCCUCCCCUUCUUCUUUAACUCAUUAGUGGUCUAAAUUUUUGCUUCCGGGGAAUCUUACCUGUAUCAUUCUUUUUCCCUCAGGAUUACCUGAGGACUAUCCACCAGCUGCAUGAGGAUUGGCUUAUUAAAAAUAAAAAGUAUUCAAGUCAGGAUGUUUUGGUAAGGACUAUGUAGAAUAAGUCCUACCCACAACUGAUAUAUAGACCUAAUCUAUAGUAGUUGUUGACAUAAGUCCUACCCACAACUGAUAUAUAGACCUAAUCUAUAGUAGUUGUUGACAUAAGUCCUACCCACAACUGAUAUGUAGGCCUAUCUAUAGUAGUAUUUAAUAUAAUAUAGAUAUUAUAUUAAAAUCUACCCACAACAGAUAUGUAUCUUUAAUGGUUGUUGAUAUAAGGAUUACCAGAAUAUUGUUGUUAAAACCACACGUCCAUAAAUGCACAUAUAAACUAAAAAAAAACAUGCUGUCACAACUCAACAAAGAGCAAGCCAAGAAAACACUCAUGGUGAUGCUACUUCCAACGAGUGCUUAUCUGUAAGUGGUGGAGUAAAAGUGGGGAUGGAUGUGAGACAAAAUGGAGUAAAUAAUGCAUGAACAUGGCAUGAACACUGCCCGAGUCGCCAUUUUGGGCACCGACUUUGUGUGCUGUUUGGGCAUCAUGUGAUAGUCUCGUUCAUAAUUGUCCAUGAAAAAUGCCGUACAGUGCUAAAAAUGUGCACGCGUUCUGAAACAUAGCUCUCAAACAAAAACAAAAUGUAUUAAAAAUGUAUGGUCAUAUUCUGAUUAGCUAGUAUCCUAGGUUAUUUUUAACCUGAGGUUCCAAUGUGUGUGUGUGUAUAUAUAUAUGUGUGUUAUUUUUAUAUAUAAGUAUAUAAUAUAUAUAUAUAUAUAUACAUAUAUAUAUAUACAUUUCUUAUAUCAUCACCCAUUCCACAUCAUAUUUAUUAAUUAGUUAACUACCGGUAUUAAAAAUGUUAUUUGACCCAGUUAUGAGAUUGUAAAUUUAAACCAUAGAUGACAUACAGCUGUGCAUGUUCUGAAGACAUUUCAUGACAUGUUUCAGGUGGUUGAUGGCAACAGAUCUCUGGAGGAAAUGCCUGUGAUAAUGGAUCAGCUUAAAGACAGAAUUUUCUGCCACCCUAAGUUUAUGAGUUUCUUUCUUGAGUAACUUCCUGAAAUCGAGGAAGCUGCUGCCUUGGAAUGUAACAGUGUUUCACUGCUGCCUUGGAAUGUAACAGUGUUCCACUGCUGCCUUGGAAGGUAACAAUGUUUCAGUGCUGCCUUGGAAUGUAACGGUGACAAUGUUUUUCUGCUGUGAUAUUCAAUGGACAAUAAUUUUUGGGCUAGUAUAUUAUCACAAUAAGACAGUGUCUUUAAAAUAAAUUAUCUUUAAUUUUUGUGUUAGCAAUCAGAAAUCACUUGAAUAUCGUGUAAUAAUAACAAUAAGCCAGCAAUGCUCUAAAAUAAAAAUAUUUUUUUAAAUCACUUUAUUUUUUCGAUCACAAUUUCCUUUUGUGCAAUAAUCGGCCUACGAUAUAAUGACCAAUGAAACUUUUAAUUGUGAUACUUUUUGUCAGCAUUGAAAGCACUGACUAAAAAAAACUGACAGGCUUAAAUGGAAAGAACCAAUGUGAAAUGAGUCUGAUUAAGAAGCCUAGUGGACCCCGUGGUGGUACACUUUCUAGUGGACCUGAUGGUUUACUAUGCCAAUAAACAAUGUAAGUUGAAGAUUGGCUUAGAUCACAAUUACCCUUAGUGGUAGAACAAGUCAUAAGUGAUGGUGGUGUCAGUUGGAGGUGCUGUUCUGAUGCAUGAAUCUCGUACCAGAAUGAUAUGCCCCUUUACCCACCCAUCACCUAAGCCCCCCCUACCACAUCCAACACCUAAGCCCCUCUACUCCAUCCAUCACUUAAGCCUCUACCCCACCCAUCACAUAAGCCCCUAUACCCCACCCAUCACCUAAGCCCCUCUACCCCAUCCAUCACAUAAGCCCCUCUACCCCACCCAGCACCUAAGCUCCUCUACUCCACCCAUCACAUAAGCCCCUCUACCCCACCCAGCACCUAAGCCCCUCUACCCCACCCAUCACAUAAGCCCCUCUACUCCCCCCCUCCCUUAACCCUCUACCCCACCCAUNCCAUCAUCUAAGCCCCUCUACUCCACCCAUCACAUAAGCCCCUCUACCCCACCCAUCACAUAAGCCCCUCCAUUCCACCCAUCACUUAAGCCUCUACCCCACCCAUCACCCAAGCCACUCUACCACACCCAUCACCUAAGCCCCUCUACUCCACCCACCACCUAAGCCCCUCUAACCCACCCCCCACCUAAGCCCCUCUACCACACCCUCCAUCUAAGCAACUCUAACACACCCCCCACCAAAGCCCCUCUACCACAUCCCACACCUAAGCCAGUUGCCCAAAGCCUUUUUUUUUCAUUUGGACGUGUAGAAUAUAUGAGAUGUUCAAGAUUUAAAAAAAAAAAAAACAGGUUGCUCUCCCCUGCUAUCUCUGGUUUAUUUAUUCCAGGAAGUUGUGAGAUUAUCGGGGAUUUGACUACUGAAAAACAUUCCUGGAGUCAAAAAAAAGAGAAUGCAUUUUUAAAAAUUAUUUGUCAAACAGUAACACACACAUAUUUAAAUACACUCUAUUCUUUUAUUUGUAACACACACAUGUGUAAUAAACUCUGUUUUUUAUUUGUAACUUGCACUUUUGUAAUAAACUCUGUUGUGUUAUAUGUAACACUUAUGUGUAAUAAAAUCUAUUAUAUGUAACACUGAUGUGUAAUAAACUGUUAAAUGUAGCACAAAUGUGUAAUAAACUCUCGUUAGUUAUAUGUAAUGUAAGACACAUUUGUUUAAUGAACUGCUUAAUGUGUGCUUUAUUCAAGGUCGAUG
Molecule: messenger RNA, 12089 nt
Organism: Lymnaea stagnalis (great pond snail)
Lineage: Eukaryota; Metazoa; Mollusca; Gastropoda; Lymnaeidae
Source: the annotation of a GenBank genome assembly